GUAAGUACAUUUGUCGGGUAUUCCCUUGCAUAAUCAGUUAGACAUGGGGAGGUCACCUUGCUGUGACAAGGAAGGCAUGAAGAAGGGUCCUUGGACGCCAGAAGAAGACCUCCUGCUCGUCUCCUACAUCCAGGGUCAUGGUCCUGGAAACUGGAAGGCUGUCCCCAUCAAUACUGGUCUAAUGAGAUGCAGCAAGAGUUGCAGACUGAGAUGGACGAAUUACCUGAGGCCAGGGAUCAAGCGUGGCAGCUUCACAGAGCAGGAGGAGAAACUCAUCAUACAUCUGCAAGCUCUUCUCGGUAACAGAUGGGCAGCCAUAGCUACCUAUCUUCCGGAGAGGACCGACAACGACAUCAAGAACUACCGGAACACGCAUCUGAAGAAGAAGCUGCAGAGAAAGAUACCAAAAGGCCACCAAUUAGGGGAAGAGGCUACGAGUGUAUCAGGCGGACACGAUGCGUGCCUCUCCAUGGAUUGCCAGCCGCCCAUUCCAAAAGGGCAGUGGGAGAGGCGGCUGCAAGCGGACAUCCACCUGGCCAAGCAGGCCCUGCGCGAUGCCAUCUCGUUGAGCAACACGCAUCCGUACGCAUCCAGCACGGAGAACAUCGCUCGACUGCUCCAGGAAUGGAUGAAGCCUCCUCCGUCUACCAAGAGGACUGAUCCGGCCAACUCCGCCGUCGACUGCUCUACCUCUACUGCUGCUGCUGCUGCUGCUUCUAGCUCAUUGCUCUUGCCUGAAACUCGUGCCUCGGGUGCGUCGGAGAUCAAGGCAAGUGUGGGAAAAAUUCAGACGCCGCUAUCGAUUCUCGAGACUUGGCUGCUGAACGAAAGCAUGGAACAGGGAGACACGCCCCCAAUGGACCCGACUUUAGAUGACAACGCAGCCCUGUUUCAGUUUAACUCAGUGAAGGAUUAGUAGUGGGUAAAUUGAAAGCGAGCAUGGCUUAUGAAAUGAAUGUAAAUCCGUAAAAUUGUAUCUGCACGAUAAAAUUCGAGAUUUCAUUACGUGUGUUCUUCUACUCCAAGGGAAUGGAGAAAAACAUAC
Molecule: messenger RNA, 1045 nt
Organism: Zingiber officinale
Lineage: Eukaryota; Viridiplantae; Streptophyta; Magnoliopsida; Zingiberales; Zingiberaceae
Product: myb-related protein 306-like
Exons: 2
Coding region: 44-916 (290 amino acids)
Biological process (GO): response to auxin
Source: RefSeq, a predicted model, not a curated record